CCGUGGCGGCGGCGCGGCCGCUGAGGGAGGCGCUCCCUUCCGGGCGGUGCCGCGGGCCCCGAGUGCUCGCCCGGCUCUUGCUCCCGGCCUCGUCAUGCAGCCACCGGCUCUGGAGCAGGACGCCCGCACUAAGAGCAUGUUCGUGUCGCGGGCCCUGGAGAAGAUCCUGGCGGAGAAGGAGGCGAAGCGGCCCCCGCACGGGCAGCUGCGGACAGCCUGCCAGGUGGCGCUGGAUGAAAUAAAAAGUGAGCUGGAAAAGCAAAGAGAAGGCACUGCUGCUCCACCAAAAGCAAAUUUCAUUGAAGCAGAUAAAUAUUUCCUUCCAUUUGAGCUGGCCUGCCAGUCGAAGUCUCCACGCAUCGUCAGUACUUCCCUGGAUUGUUUACAGAAACUCAUUGCCUAUGGGCAUAUCACUGGCAAUGCUCCGGACAGCGGAGCUCCUGGGAAACGACUGAUUGACCGAAUAGUGGAAACCAUUUGCAAUUGCUUUCAGGGUCCUCAAACAGAUGAAGGAGUGCAACUGCAGAUAAUUAAGGCUCUUCUUACUGCAGUAACAUCUCCAUAUAUAGAAAUUCAUGAAGGAACAAUUCUUCAAACUGUUAGAACCUGCUACAACAUCUAUCUGGCCAGUAAAAAUCUUAUUAACCAGACAACUGCCAAAGCAACCCUUACACAGAUGCUAAAUGUAAUUUUUACACGGAUGGAAAAUCAAGCUCUGCAGGAGUCCAGAGAAGCAGAGCGGGCACAGAAGCCACAGUCCCCCGCGGCGGCGGGGUCGCGGUCCCCACGGCCGGGGCAGCGGCAGCACAGCUCCUGGGGAGGCAGAGCCGGCACCGCUGGCAGCGUGCUGGCCAACGGGGAGCCCGGCCCCGCAGAGCCCGCUCCUGGGGAGCUGCAGCAGGCCCCUGCCCUGCAGGCAGCAGAGGAAACAAUUGAUGGAGGAAAGGAAAUGGUUCAAGGCAUCUUGGAAGAUGUGGUGGAGUCAGCUGUGAAAGUGGCUGAAGAAAAGCAGGUAACAGAACCUGUCAAGGCUCUACCUGCAUUAGAGGCUGCAGAUACUCUUCUUUCUGGCUCUAGCAAUGAAAAUGUACAAACAAAUGGGAUUCCAGAUGAUGGGCAGUCUGUUUCCUCCACUGAUAAUCUGGAAACGGAUGUAUCUGGACAUCAAGCUGCUGCCAGAUUUUCCCAUGUUCUACAAAAGGAUGCCUUCCUUGUGUUCAGGUCAUUGUGCAAGCUCUCCAUGAAACCGCUGGGGGAAGGACCACCAGAUCCCAAAUCCCAUGAGUUGCGUUCCAAGGUUGUGUCUCUCCAGCUGCUUCUCUCAGUACUGCAGAAUGCUGGUCUAGUUUUCAGGACGCAUGAAAUGUUCAUCAAUGCAAUCAAGCAAUAUCUUUGUGUAGCAUUAUCUAAAAAUGGAGUCUCUUCUGUUCCUGAUGUGUUUGAGCUCUCUCUUGCCAUCUUCCUCACACUGCUUUCAAAUUUUAAGACCCAUUUAAAAAUGCAGAUUGAGGUGUUCUUCAAAGAGAUCUUCCUGAAUAUUCUAGAGACUUCUUCAAGUUCCUUUGAACACAAAUGGAUGGUGAUUCAGACUUUAACUAGAAUUUGUGCAGAUGCCCAAUGUGUAGUGGAUAUUUAUGUUAACUAUGAUUGUGAUUUAAAUGCUGCUAAUAUAUUUGAACGUCUUGUAAAUGAUUUAUCCAAAAUCGCACAGGGACGAAGUGGGCAUGAGCUGGGAAUGACACCUUUACAGGAACUAAGCCUGAGGAAAAAAGGACUUGAAUGUUUGGUUUCUAUUUUAAAAUGUAUGGUAGAAUGGAGCAAAGACCUUUAUGUGAACCCCAAUCAUCAGACUAGCUUGGGUUCAUAUAAACCAUCUGAACAGGAAAUGGCUGAAGGUAAAUGCCUGGACACUGGAGGGAGACGGAGUAGUGUCAGUUCCUUGGACUCCACUGUAUCAUCAGGAGUUGGAAGUGUUGGUACCCAGACUGCUGUCCCAGAUGAUCCAGAGCAAUUUGAAGUCAUCAAGCAACAAAAGGAAAUAAUUGAACAUGGGAUAGAACUGUUUAAUAAAAAGCCAAAGAGAGGAAUACAGUAUCUACAGGAGCAGGGAAUGCUUGGCACUACAACAGAGGACCUGGCACAAUUCUUGCACCAAGAAGAACGCCUGUGCUCUACUCAAGUAGGGGAAUUUCUUGGGGAAAGCAGCAAGUUUAACAAGGAAGUGAUGUAUGCCUAUGUAGACCAACUUGAUUUCUGUGGAAAAGACUUUGUCUCUGCUCUGCGUAUAUUUCUGGAAGGUUUUCGUCUACCAGGUGAAGCCCAGAAGAUUGAUAGAUUAAUGGAGAAGUUUGCUGCUAGAUAUAUUGAAUGCAACCAACGGCAAACACUAUUUGCUAGUGCAGACACUGCCUAUGUUUUGGCAUACUCCAUUAUAAUGCUGACUACAGACUUGCACAGUCCACAGGUAAAAAAUAAAAUGACAAAGGAGCAGUACAUUAAAAUGAAUCGAGGAAUCAAUGACAGUAAAGACCUGCCAGAAGAGUAUUUAUCCACAAUCUAUGAAGAAAUAGAAGGAAAGAAAAUUGCAAUGAAAGAGACAAAAGAAUAUGCAAUUACAACCAAGUGUAGUAAACCAAGUGUAGCUAAUGAGAAGCAGCGGAGGUUGUUGUACAACUUGGAGAUGGAGCAAAUGGCAAAGACAGCCAAAGCCCUCAUGGAGGCAGUGAGCCAUGCAAAGGCACCUUUCACCAGUGCCACUCACCUGGAUCAUGUCAGACCCAUGUUCAAACUUGUCUGGACUCCACUGCUGGCAGCUUACAGUGUUGGCUUGCAGAACUGUGAUGACCCAGAAGUGGCGUCCCUGUGUUUGGAAGGAAUACGCUGUGCCAUUAGGAUCGCCUGUAUCUUUGGAAUGCAGCUUGAACGAGAUGCUUAUGUACAGGCCCUUGCUCGUUUUUCCUUGUUGACCGCCAGUUCCAGCAUUACAGAAAUGAAACAGAAGAACAUCGAUACCAUUAAGACACUCAUUACAGUUGCUCACACAGAUGGCAACUAUCUUGGCAAUUCUUGGCAUGAGAUCUUGAAAUGUAUUAGCCAGCUGGAAUUGGCACAGCUCAUAGGUACUGGCGUGAAAACUCGGUAUUUGUCUGGUUCUGGGCGUGAGAGGGAAGGCAGCAUUAAGGGCUAUGCCUCUGCAGGAGAAGAGUUUAUGAGCCUGGGAUUAGGGAACCUCGUUGGGAGUGGGGCUGACAAACGGCACAUGGCGAGCAUCCAGGAGUCUGUGGGGGAGACCAGCUCCCAGAGUGUGGUGGUAGCAGUAGACAGGAUAUUCACGGGCUCCACGAGGCUGGACGGGAAUGCCAUAGUUGACUUUGUGCGGUGGCUGUGCGCUGUGUCCAUGGACGAGCUGGCGUCCCCGCACCACCCGCGCAUGUUCAGCCUGCAGAAGAUCGUGGAGAUCUCCUACUACAACAUGAACCGCAUCAGGCUGCAGUGGUCGAGGAUUUGGCAUGUGAUUGGGGAUCACUUCAAUAAGGUUGGGUGUAACCCUAACGAAGAUGUUGCCAUCUUUGCUGUAGACUCAUUAAGGCAGCUGUCAAUGAAAUUCCUUGAGAAGGGAGAGUUAGCCAACUUCCGCUUCCAGAAAGACUUCCUAAGGCCUUUUGAGCAUAUUAUGAAGAAAAACAGGUCUCCGACUAUUCGAGACAUGGUGAUCCGCUGCAUUGCUCAGAUGGUGAACUCUCAAGCCGGUAACAUUCGUUCAGGCUGGAAAAAUAUCUUUGCUGUCUUUCAUCAAGCAGCAUCAGACCACGAUGGGAAUAUUGUAGAGCUGGCCUUUCAGACUACAGCACACAUAGUUACAAAUAUUUUUCAGCAGCAUUUUCCAGCAGCAAUUGACUCAUUUCAGGAUGCAGUAAAAUGCCUCUCUGAGUUUGCCUGUAAUGUUGCCUUCCCAGACACCAGCAUGGAAGCCAUCAGGCUUAUUCGCUAUUGUGCAAAAUACGUCUCAGAAAGACCACAGGUAUUAAGAGAAUACACAAGUGAUGACAUGAAUGUGGCUCCUGGGGACAGAGUAUGGGUCAGAGGAUGGUUUCCUAUUUUGUUUGAACUUUCUUGUAUCAUCAAUCGUUGCAAGUUAGAUGUUCGUACAAGAGGCUUAACAGUGAUGUUUGAAAUCAUGAAGAGUUACGGCCAUACCUUUGAAAAGCACUGGUGGCAAGACCUGUUUAGAAUUGUGUUUCGCAUUUUUGAUAAUAUGAAACUCCCUGAGCAACAAACGGAGAAAUCAGAGUGGAUGACCACGACGUGCAACCACGCCCUUUAUGCUAUCUGUGACGUGUUCACACAGUUCUAUGAAGCUUUGCACGAGAUUCUUCUUCCUGACAUACUUGCACAGUUACACUGGUGUGUAAAACAAGAUAAUGAGCAGUUGGCACGAUCAGGUACAAACUGCCUAGAAAACCUGGUAAUACUCAACGGACAGAAAUUCAGCCCUGAAGUCUGGGGCCAGACAUGCAAUUGUAUGCUAGAAAUCUUCAAAACAACUAUUCCUCAUGUCUUGCUGACAUGGAAGCCUGUAGGAAUGGAGGAAGAUUCAUCUGAAAAACACUUGGAUUUGGACCUAGAUCACCAGUCUUUAAGCAGCAUGGAUAAAAAUGCUUCUGAAAGAGGACAAAGCCAAUAUUCAAAUCCAACAGAUGAGAGCUGGAAAGGUGGUCCUUACACAAACCAAAAACUAUUUGCUGGCCUCCUGAUCAAGUGUGUGGUACAGCUGGAGUUGAUACAGACCAUUGACAACAUAGUGUUCUAUCCAGCAACAAGCAAGAAGGAAGACGCUGAGCACAUGGCUGCAGCUCAGCGAGACACAUUGGAUGCAGUUAUCCACAUUGACACAGAAGACCAAGGAAUGUAUAAAUAUAUGUCUUCACAUCACCUUUUUAAGUUACUGGAUUGUCUGCAAGAGUCUCACUCAUUUUCAAAAGCCUUUAAUUCAAAUUACGAGCAGCGAACUGUGUUAUGGAGAGCAGGGUUCAAGGGCAAAUCAAAACCCAAUCUCUUAAAACAAGAGACCAGCAGCCUGGCAUGCUGCCUGAGGAUCCUGUUCCGGAUGUACGUGGACGAGAGCCGGCGGGAGGCCUGGGCCGCGGUCCAGCGGCGGCUGCUCAGUGUGUGCAGUGAAGCCUUGGCGUAUUUUAUUACUGUCAACUCGGAAAGCCACAGAGAAGCCUGGACCAAUCUCCUGCUGUUGCUUUUAACAAAAACACUAAAAAUCAGUGAUGAUAAGUUCAGGGCACACGCUUCCACCUACUACCCGUACCUGUGUGAGAUCAUGCAGUUCGACCUGAUCCCUGAGCUGCGGGCGGUGCUGCGCAAGUUCUUCCUGCGCAUCGGGGCGGUGUUCAACAUCUGCACGGCGGGCGAGCAGGCACGCACAGCUGGCACGAACCUGCCCUCCUGGCAGCUCCCGUGAGCUGUUACACCGGCCUGCACGGAAAGCUGUGUCCAGAGAGGGACUGAAGUGGAUGGGAAAAAAUGGGACCCUGGUGUUAUUCUUACCACAAUGGCAUUUGGGAACGAGGAAAAGAAUCCUGUUCUAUCCAUCCUACAGAAGUGUCAGCAGUUUUAUUUAAAUUAUUGCUUACAGAGUCAAAACAGUAGGUGUGCAGUCUCUUUGUUUCAAUGCUAAUUAUUUGUAUGAUCCAGUAUGUCUCUUCUAGUCUUUUAUGCACUGCUCAGUCUUUCAUCCCAGCUAGAGCUGAUAAAUCAGCUGGAUCUCUCCACAGAAGUUAUGCCCCUUGGAACUAAUGACUGUAUUUGUGUAGCCUCGUGAUGUUGGCAAGUGUUCAUAAUAAACUUGACUGUGGUGGCCAGUGACCACCCGAGAUCCCUCUGGGUUUUCCUUUGUGUCCAGGACCAGGCCAGGCAGGGCACUGGAUAUUCGGAGAAGGUUUUCCUUCUGUUUAGCAAAUGACUUAAUUUUUUUUUUUAAUAUCUGUACUGCAUCUUCUGAGACUUAUUUUUAGUUUUAUGGAAGAUUUUACAUCAGGAGUACCAAUAGCAUCUAUUCCUUUAGCUUAUUAGGCUUGAGUUAAAGGCAUUUAAGAAAAAGAAAAUGCUUUCCUUUUCCUUUCAUACAUUGGCAGAUCAUAGAGCAUAUACAGGAACAUCAAAAACAAAGCUCAGAAGAAAUAAACCCACCUUUUUUACCCUUGAAUAUAAUUUAGCAGUAAUGGUGACUGCUUAGCAAAAAGUCCAAUCCUUAACACAAGUUUGUCUCCUUUUACUGCAGAUCUGCAAGUUCUGAUUUGUCAUUUUGUGCAAAUGAUUUUUGUUUUCAACACUUAGUUCCUAGUGGCAUCUAAAAACCCUGAAUUUCCAAAAAACUGCUCUAGCAAAAUUAAACAAGUUCAUUCACAUGCUCUAAGUUAACAACAGAAUUGUGUGCUUUGAAGGCUUUCUCUGAAGCAAAAUGUGACAUGACACCACAGCUUUGCUUGCUCAAGAGAGUUUUCUUUCUUUCCUUAAAAUACAUCAGGUUUCUGUGACAAUGUUUCUAUGACAGGAUGCUGUCUUGACCUUUGAAAUUAUUUUAAAUUUCAAGUUUCAAGACUUUUCUAAACCAGGAAAGUAUGGCAGGAUGGUAGGAGAGGCUCCACUUCCUAAAAUAAUGCGAAGUAAUAUUAGCUGCUGUGCUAUCCAGAGUAGCAAACCUAAAAUAUCAACAGUAUUUAAAGAAAAAAACAAACCAACAAACAGCAACAACAAGCUACCUACUUGAAUGGAACUAAGUGUAUAACAUUAUUUUGUUUUUUGAGUUGACUUUCCUGGUAGGAUGGCCUCAGGUGAAGUUGUCUUGGGAUAUGCUGCUCUGAGCUACUAGGAAUGUGCUGUCUUUGGAGGGUUUUUUUUGGUUGGUUGGGGUUUUUGUUGUUGUUGUUUUUUGUUUAUUUGUUUGGUUUGGUUUUUUGUGAUCUUUUUCCAAAGGGUUUUUAUGGUGCUCCUCAGUACAUCAGUUUGUACUGUGUAAGCAUUGUUUGGGAAAGGUUUUACAGUCAGUGGUAGUGACAAAGGUUUCACAAUUUAUUCUUUUUAUUUUUAACCAAAGAAGAGUGGUAGUUGUGGCUCUUUGACUUUUAAAUGCCCAUUAGGUUAAAUCUAUACACUGCUAUUUAGUAGAAGGGAGUGAAUGGCUAUAUAGGACAAUAGGAGAAGACUGAAAAAUAAGCAAUGCUGGUAUUUACCUUGCUGCUUUUGAAAUAACCUUUUGUGUUGCAUCUCGUGUAGCUGCUCAUUCCCUGGGAAUGUCACUGUAUUGGGUACUGCAGAAAAUGAAGUAUUUAUUUUAAUUCUAUUUAAAUCUGUAAUAAUAUGCUAUUCCUUUUCUUCUGGUCGUAGGUAGUCCUAGGGAAAAUAUUUGAACCAUUAAUUUUCAGAUUUGGAAUGUGUCACUGCCUCAUGGAAUGUAUUCCCUCAUGUCCCAUCAGACACACCUGGCCCAGCUGCAUGUGUCACAGGUUUGAAAGCCCUACAGUCAUGUCUUGGAAAAAGUCUCAAUUUUGAGGUCUUAAAUGACUUCACAGUUGCUUCAUGGGCUUUCUUUACUGUAAGGGGCAGCAUUUGUAGUCUCUCUGCACAUAGGAUAAGGAUAUUUAAUCCAUGCUUCCCUUCAGCCUUUGGUCUGAGACUGUUCUUCUCCUUAAGAAAAGCUUUUGUCGCAUUUAUACCAGUUACAAUCUGCUGAGGUUGGGUAUGUGGUAUCCAACCCCCCCAGGGUCUGCAGUGCAAGGAGGAGCAGGGGGCCUGGGCCGCAGCUGCAUUGUCCGAGCCCAGCGCUGUUCCUGCAGGCCACGGUCCGGUACAGCAAUAAUCAGGCUGUGUUCAGCUUGCUCCACAGCGCUGUGGGUUUUCCUCAGAGCCAGGAGGGGCCAAAGCCCCUCCAUGCCGGGCAGUGCAGCCGGCCCUCAGGGCUCCUGGGCCGGGCAGUGCAGCCGGCCCUCAGGGCUCCUGGGCCGGGCAGUGCAGGAGCGAGAGGAGCUCCCUGUGGGCCGGGCUGUGAGCGGGGCUGUGAGCGGGGCUGUGAGCGGGGCUGUGAGCGGGGCUGUGAGCGGGGCUGUGAGCGGGGCUGUGAGCGGGGCUCUGCGGCUCGGCCCGGCAGUGCCAGCACCCGGCAGCCGCCCGGGCUUGGCUGCUGCCGAUCCUCCCGAGGGCGGGCAGGACGGGAGCAUGCUAACCCCUAAACCCCCCUUUUGUGGUGAUUGAAAACCUCCCUUCAUGUUGCUUCUGUUGUGUCUUACCGUCCAGGAAAAGGUUGUUUUUACAGCAGUUUGUUACCCGUGUCUGGUAGCUCACAUUCCACUACCACAAACUCCACCCCCCAGAUUUUAGCUCAGUCUUACUCUUCAGGAAAAAGGUUAAAAAUAGUAACUCUGUCAAAAGUGCAUCUCCCUUUAAUCUGUAACUUCAGUUUGUUCAGCACCUUUGUUUAAAAUGUAUGUUUUCACAUAUUUAAAAUGCCUGAGUUUUAAUAUCUCUGUAUUAAGUGCAUUUACUAUCAAUAAUUUAAAGACUAUUCCUUGCCAAUGGAUGUAUAGAGUUCUGAGAGAAUACCGAAAUUAUAUAAUAUGAAAAACUAUGUAAAGUUUUCUACAUGAAAAUACGAUGUAUAAUAGUUAUAAUAUUCCAUGCUUUAAUCAAGUGAUAAAUCAAUAAAGUUUUACGAAGUGUU
This is a messenger RNA of Vidua macroura (Pin-tailed whydah), 8725 nucleotides long. RefSeq names its product ADP ribosylation factor guanine nucleotide exchange factor 2 (gene ARFGEF2). Bases 95 to 5470 code for a protein of 1791 amino acids. The transcript is spliced from 39 exons. The record is from RefSeq and is a predicted model, not a curated record. NCBI's taxonomy places the organism in Eukaryota, Metazoa, Chordata, Aves, Passeriformes, Viduidae. Gene Ontology annotation, biological process: regulation of ARF protein signal transduction. Gene Ontology annotation, molecular function: guanyl-nucleotide exchange factor activity.